Molecule: messenger RNA, 3297 nt
Organism: Anolis sagrei ordinatus
Lineage: Eukaryota; Metazoa; Chordata; Lepidosauria; Squamata; Anolidae
Gene: ARHGEF7
Product: Rho guanine nucleotide exchange factor 7
Biological process (GO): intracellular signal transduction; lamellipodium assembly
Cellular component (GO): lamellipodium; cytoplasm
Molecular function (GO): guanyl-nucleotide exchange factor activity; protein binding
Source: RefSeq, a predicted model, not a curated record
GGCCUGGCUCCCCUCGCCUCGCCUCGCCUCCUUUCCUCUGCUUGGCCUCCUCCGCCGCAGCCAUGAAUUCCGCGGAGCAGACCGUUACAUGGCUGAUCACCCUGGGGGUGCUGGAGUCGCCCAAGAAGAGCAUCUCGGACCCGGAGGGCUUCCUGCAGGCCUCGCUCAAGGACGGCGUGGUGCUCUGCAGGCUCCUCGACCGCCUCCUCCCCGGCACCAUCGACAAAGUCUACCCGGAGCCGCGCACCGAGGCCGAGUGCCUGAGCAACAUCCGCGAGUUCCUGCGCGCCUGCGGAGCCACCCUGCGCCUGGAGACCUUUGAUGCAAAUGAUUUGUAUCAAGGACAGAACUUCAACAAGGUGCUCAGCUCUUUAGUUGCACUAAAUAAAGUCACAGCAGACAUUGGGCUGGGAAGUGAUUCUGUAUGUGCGAGGCCAUCGUCUCAUCGGAUAAAGUCGUUUGAUUCUUUAGGCUCCCAGUCUUUACACAGCAGAACUUCAAAACUUUUUCAGGGCCAGUAUAGAAGUCUGGAUAUGACAGACAACAGCAACCACCAGAUGGUGGUAAGGGCAAAAUUUAAUUUUCAGCAGACCAAUGAAGAUGAACUUUCUUUUACAAAAGGAGAUAUUAUCCACGUUACAAGAGUAGAAGAAGGAGGCUGGUGGGAAGGAACUUACAAUGGCAAGACAGGGUGGUUUCCUAGCAAUUAUGUAAGAGAAGUCAAAUCAAGCGAAAAACCAGUCUCCCCCAAAUCAGGAUCCCUAAAGAGUCCUCCAAAAGGCUUUGACACAUCUUCUAUUAGCAAAAGCUAUUAUAAUGUGGUGCUACAAAACAUUCUAGAAACAGAAAAUGAAUAUGCUAAAGAGCUACAGACCAUGCUUUCUAACUACCUACGGCCCUUACAAGUUAGUGAAAAGUUAAACUCUACAGAUACUUCCUAUUUAAUGGGAAACCUAGAAGAAAUCAGUUCUUUUCAGCAGAUGCUUGUACAGUCUUUAGAAGAAUGCACCAAGUUGCCUGAAGCUCAGCAGAGAGUUGGUGGUUGCUUUCUAAAUCUGAUGCCACAAACCAAAAGUCUAUACCUUGCAUAUUGUGCCAACCAUCCGUCAGCAGUAACUGUUCUCACAGAACAUAGUGAAGAGCUAGGAGAAUUCAUGGAAAUGAAAGGAGCCAACAGUCCUGGGAUUCUUGUAUUGACAACGGGCCUCAGCAAACCAUUUAUGCGCCUGGAUAAAUACCCUACGUUACUCAAAGAGCUUGAAAGACACAUGGAGGAUUAUCAUCCAGAUCGACCUGACAUUCAAAAAUCCAUGACAGCCUUCAAAAAUCUUUCUGCACAGUGUCAAGAAGUACGGAAAAGGAAGGAACUUGAACUCCAGAUACUAACAGAAGCCAUCCGCUGUUGGGAAGGAGAGGACAUCAAAACAUUGGGAAAUGUUAUUUACAUGUCACAAGUCAUGAUUCAAUGUGCUGGUAGUGAGGAAAAGAAUGAAAGAUACUUGCUCCUCUUUCCUAACAUUUUGCUCAUGUUGUCUGCCAGCCCUAGGAUGAGUGGAUUUAUCUAUCAGGGAAAACUGCCACUGACAGGCAUGACCAUUGUAAAACUAGAAGAUAGUGAUAAUCACAGAAAUGCAUUUGAAAUUUCAGGAAAUAUGAUUGAACGGAUUCUAGUAUCUUGUAAUAAUCAACAAGAUUUGCAUGAAUGGGUGGAACAUCUGCAAAAGCAAACCAAAGUGACAGCUAUUGGGACUCCUAUUAUUAAACCUCAUUCUGUGCCAUCUCACACGCUUCCUUCUCAUCCUUUAACACCAUCCAGCAGGCAUGCAGAUAGUAAGCAAAUGCCACUAACUCCAGUGUACCACACUCUUCCACAUCCUUCACACCAUGGGACGCCUCAUACCACUAUAAACUGGGGACCCCUGGAGCCUCCUAAAACUCCCAAGCCAUGGAGUUUGAGCUGUUUACGACCAGCACCUCCAUUACGGCCUUCAGCAGCACUCUGUUACAAAGAGGAUCUCAGCAAAAGUCCUAAAACCAUGAAAAAACUGCUCCCCAAGCGAAAGCCUGAAAGGAAACCAUCAGAAGAAGAAUUUGCACUGAGAAAAAGUACUGCUGCAUUAGAAGAAGAUGCUCAGAUACUAAAAGUAAUAGAAGCUUACUGCACAAGUGCCAAAACACGCCAAACAUUAAAUUCAACAUGGCAAGGCACUGACCUGAUGCAUAAUCACGUCUUGGCUGAUGAUGACCAAUCAAGUCUAGACUCCUUGGGUCGUCGCAGUAGCCUUUCUCGUUUGGAGCCUUCCGACCUCUCUGAAGACUCUGACUAUGACAGUAUAUGGACAGCCCAUAGUUACAGAAUGGGGUCUACAUCUCGCUCCCGUAAAGAAUCUGCUCCCCAAGUGCUGCUUCCAGAGGAGGAGAAAAUAAUUGUAGAAGAAACAAAAAGUAAUGGUCAGACUGUGAUAGAAGAAAAAAGUCUUGUUGACACAGUAUAUGCAUUAAAGGAUGAAGUACAGGAAUUAAGACAGGAUAACAAAAAGAUGAAGAAAUCACUGGAAGAAGAACAAAGGGCUCGCAAGGAGCUUGAAAAACUUGUCCGAAAAGUUCUGAAAAGUAUGAAUGAUCCUUCUUGGGAUGAAACCAAUUUAUAACAGAUUAUCAUUUCUUUCUUUCUGUUGAAAGACCAGUUGUCAAUCAAGCUGGGAAAGCUUCUGACAUUUCGUCAGUGUUUCAUUGAGAGCACUACAAGACAGGACUUUGAACUGGAUUUAUUUUUUUUUUCUUUCCUACAAUGUAUAAUAAUAUUCAGUACAUUCACUGAAACUGUCUGUACUUAAGUGUAGAUAGCAUGGACCCUAAACUUGACUCGACUAAACUUGUUUGCAUUUAAAUUACCUCAUCUUGCAGCAAGUGCAACAGCUGGCUAUGAAGUCCCUGGUGUUCUGCCCUCUCCUCUUUGUAAAUACCUGUGAUUUUGAAUGCAAAUGUGAUUCAUGUAUCAGGACUGAUAUAGUGUUAUACUAUCUUCCUGUGGAUGCAGCUAAGCGGCAGAAGUGAUGACUGACGCUCUGUUAAAAUGUAUUGAAAAUUCUGCGCUGUUCCAAGGUUGUUUUGACCUGUUCUACUUGUAUUAGACAUUAGUUUGAUUUUUUUUAUGUCCCAGCAUGUUUCCAAGUAUUCAUUGGACUGUUUUAAUAAUUUAAUCCAAUUUAUUUAUGUCUCUUUAAACCUUCCAACACAGUUUUAACAUGUAUUCUAAAACAUCAAACUGACAAUGCAGUAAAAUAUUAAUUGACA